Molecule: messenger RNA, 718 nt
Organism: Emiliania huxleyi CCMP1516
Lineage: Eukaryota; Haptophyta; Isochrysidales; Noelaerhabdaceae
Exons: 6
Coding region: 1-714 (237 amino acids)
Biological process (GO): oligosaccharide catabolic process; ganglioside catabolic process
Cellular component (GO): lysosome; membrane; cytoplasm
Molecular function (GO): exo-alpha-sialidase activity
Source: RefSeq, a predicted model, not a curated record
AUGCGCAGAGGCACCGCCCUCCUCCCUGCGCACGAGUCGGCCAUCUGGCGAGGGCACGCUCGGCGGCGGCGUGUGUUUGUCCUCUUCAGCUCGGACGGCGGGCUCGAGUGGUCUUCCCCCUCGGAGAUCACGUCUGCCGUCAGCGAGGACGACUGGACGUGGUGCGGCCUCCUCGGCAGCCGCUUCGAGCUGCGCAGCCACACGGUCCUGAGCGACGACGGCGAGCACUUCCGCAAGGGCGGCGCCUCGCCCGCCGCCGAGACUAACGAGUCCACCGUCGCCUCCGAGCAGCUCUCCGACCCGCUGCCGGCGGGCUGCCACGCCUGCCUCCUCGCCGUCCCGGGCGGAGUCCUGUACAGCGGCCCCGCGGGCAAGGCGUCCGCCCUCGGCCUGGGCGGGUCGGUGGCUCGCUUCUGGAGGGAGGAGCUCUACAACCUCCUGCGGAAGAAGCUCAGCGGCCGGGGGCACGCCAAGGGGAGCUCCGCCUUCUGGGAGGGGAGGCACACGCUGCAGCUCCGCUUCUCGCCCGACGGGCUCGACUGGGCCGCCCCGCCCCUCACCAUCCACGCGGGCCCCGCCGCGUACAGCUGCGCGGAGGCGCUCGGCGGCGCGGCGAGCGGCGUCGGCGUCCUCUUCGAGGCGGGCGAGUCGCGGCCCGACGAGACGAUCCGCUUCUGCCGCGUCCCGCCCAGCUGGCCGUGCGCCGAGAACUGAUUGA